UGCCCCUUCUCUUGAACACCACACCCAUACUUCUUCCUUGCUCCUCACCUUCUCCUCGACACCUCAAAAUCCAUACAAAAUGGCGAUGGUACAUCCCUCACGCCUGGGCCUCGUACCCCAGGACCCGCCCGAUCUAGGCAAACGCGGCCGGUCGCCUUCGCCUCCCCCACGGUCGUCUAGGCGUCGCUCACGCAGUGUAGAGUCGAGGCGGGAUAGGGACGAGUCUGGGAAGGACAGGACCGAUAGGAAGCGGGAUGUAGUUAGAGAUAGGGACAGAGACGAGCGGAGGAUCGCCUACGGAGACAGAGACAGAGAUCGGGGCAGGCGGCACGACCGCGACCGCGCCCGUGCAGACGACUACUUCAACGAGGGGGACAGGGCCGGUGGCGGGAGGAGAGACGACUGGGACGAUGGUCGAGGGCCGAGGCGCAGUAAGGAGAGGAGCGUGGAUAGGGAGCGGGACAAGGAGAGGGAGGAGCGGAGGGAGAGGGAGCGGGACUCGGGGAGGACGAGGAGGGCUAGUCCGGAAUAUGGGGACUACCGGAGGUCGUCGCCUGUGCGCGCGCGGGAGGAUGGACGGGAUGCCCCCAAGGAGGGGGAGAAUGGGGCCGAGAGGGCGCCGUGGAGGCAGCAGGAGAACAUGUAUCCGAAUCGUGGGGGGAGGAAGCCACAGUACGGGGGCUUUGGAGGCGGAGCGGACUUCUUGGAGAGUCGAAGACAGCAGAGAGAGGCCAGCAUAGUCACUGUGUGGCCUCCGUCGCCAAAGGCACCCACACGCGUUGAAUCUCCAACCCGCGACUCGAAACAUCACAAAAAGUCCCACAAGCGUCGGCGCGAUUACUCGGACUCCGACACAGACUCGGACUCUUCAGAAGAGGAGCGCCGCCGUCGCGAGCGCAAGGAGCGCAAGAAGGCACGGAAGGAGAAGAAGGACCGCGAGAAGGACCGUGACCGUGAGCACCACAGGCACAGGUCUCGGUCCCACCGGCACAGCGACGACGAAGACAGCGACCGUGAGCACAGGCGUCACCGGGAGAAGACGCGCAGCAGGAGUGCUCGACGGAGCGCGAGCCAUCGCAGCGCGACCCGUACAAAGAGUCCCGAGCAGCGCCCGCCGUCUACCCCGGACGAGGACGAGUGGGUCGAAAAGCCGGUCACAGGCGUGGUGUCGUCUCAACCGCCGCCGAGCGGCUCUAUGGCCCCGCCCGCUGUUCCCGCGUCUGCGUCUGCGAAGGGCAAGCAGCCCGCACAAGGCGACGAGGACUCGGACGAAGAAGUGGGCCCGCAGCCUCUGAAUGCGGCGAAGACCUCGUCGCGCAACAAGGUCGACGAGCGCCAGUACGGAGGCGCGCUCCUGCGCGGAGAGGGUAGCGCGAUGGCGGCGUUCCUCAAGGACGGCACGGACGUGCGCAUCCCGCGGCGUGGCGAGAUUGGGCUGUCGUCGGACGAGAUCGCGAUGUUCGAGAGCGUGGGGUACGUCAUGAGUGGCAGCCGGCACAGGCGCAUGAACGCCGUCCGUAUGCGCAAGGAGAACCAGGUCAUCAGCGCGGAGGAAAAGAGAGGAAUCUUGAAGCUGCAGCAGGAGGAGCGGGAGCGGAGGGAGGCGAUAUUGCGGGAGGAGUUCCAGCAGCUUGUGCAGGAGAAACUCAAGUCGGGCGCGGCCAAGUGAAUUACUGGUUCGCGGGCGUAUGAUGCUAUUCUGUAACUAUAUAUACAAUCCUCUAAACUCGCGUCGAGCAC
Messenger RNA from Dichomitus squalens LYAD-421 SS1, 1740 nucleotides. RefSeq lists its product as uncharacterized. The transcript is spliced from 3 exons. The coding region runs from base 80 to 1669 and encodes 529 amino acids. Gene Ontology annotation, biological process: regulation of gene expression. Lineage: Eukaryota; Fungi; Basidiomycota; Agaricomycetes; Polyporales; Polyporaceae. The record is from RefSeq and is a predicted model, not a curated record. Gene Ontology annotation, molecular function: chromatin binding. Gene Ontology annotation, cellular component: nucleus.